UUCACCGGGCCGCUGCUUUUAUAAUAAGCUUUGCUGUUUUGCGUCCACUGUCUCUCUUCUCUACAAUGUGAUUAUAAUAAUAUAUUAAAAAACAAAUCCCUGAUAAAUGCUAUCUGAUCUCCCGCAAUCAUUUACCCUCUUCCUCUCUCUCAACUAGCCAAACAACCCCGCGGCUUUUCUUCUACUCCUUUUUGUUGGAUCAGAGAGAAUCAAACCCCAUGGUUGAAACCAGGCGCAGCUCGUCUUCCUCCAAGCGCUCCCUCUCCACCUCGUCUCCUCCCUCAUCUAAAAGAUCCAAGGCGACGGCAGUUACGGCUUCGGCAGAGGCUUCAUCCUCAAUCCAUGAUGAAACGGUGGCGAUGCCUGUUGAAACCCUAAUUCCUGAUAAGGAAUCCGGGUCUGCACCACGUGACCCUGAGCUGCAAUCUCCUGAUCCGCUGCUAACAGUCGCUUCGCAGUCUGCCCCUGCUGAUGCUGAGAAAUCUUUUGAUUUCGAAGCCCCACAGCCUCUAGGUGAAACUAUCAUGAAUGGUGACGUCCCUGCCUUUAAUAGGACAAAGAAGCGGCCAACCAAGUCCACCCCAACAAAACCUGCUAAACUGACCGACAACAACCUUGCGUGGGGCAAGCUGCUUUCCCAGUGCUCGCAGUACCCUCACAGGGAAAUGCGUGGCACACUUUUUACUGUUGGUCAAAACCGUAGUUGCGAUUUAGUGCUCAAUGAUCCAUCCAUCAGUGGCAUUUUGUGUAAACUAAGACAAUUAGAGAAUGGAGGUGCAUCUGCUGCCUUAUUGGAAGUCACUGGAUGUAAAGGAGCAGUCCAAGUUAAUGGUAAACUCUUACAAAAACCAGGCAUGAUAGUGAUUAAUGGAGGCGAUGAAGUGGUAUUCAGUUCUUCUGGCAAACAUGCUUAUAUUUUUCAGCAGCUGACCAAUGAUAGCUCAAGUGCUCCAGGUUCAGUAAAUAUCUUAGAAGCUCGAGGUGCCCCACUAAAAGGGCUUCAGAUUGAAGCAAGAUCCGGUGAUCCCUCGGCUUUUGCAGGAGCAUCAAUACUGGCCUCUUUAUCUGAUUUUCAAAAAGAUUUAUCUCUUCUAUCGCCUCCUGCCAAAGCUGGUGAGGAUAUUCAUCAAAAUACUGAUAUUUCCACUGUACCUUCUGUUUGUGGACCACCUGAUGAUUGCAUUCCUCAAGAUGACAUGAAGGAUAGCACAAGUAAUAAUGAGCUGCCUAGCUUAUCUUCGAGGGAAAAAACUAUUGUUCCAUCCUCUAAUUCAGCCAGUCAAAAUCCUAAUCUUGAUAGUGUUGGACCGGAUGCUACAGUUGAUGCAGGAAACAGAAAGAUUGCUGGGUCAGCCUAUGAAUUAAGGCCUCUCUUUCGGAUACUUGCAGGUUCUCCUGAAUUUGAUUUAAGUAGCAUUUCCAAAAUACUUGAUGAGCGAAGGGAAAUAAGAGAACUCCUCAAUGUUCUAGAUCCUCCAACAAUUCUGAUGUCAACCAGACGGCAGGCAUAUAAAGACAGUUUACAAAAGGGAAUUCUAAAUCCUGAAGGCAUUGAUGUCACAUUCGACAGUUUUCCAUAUUAUCUGAGUGAUACAACAAAGAAAGUUUUGAUAGGUGCUGCAUUCAUUCACUUAAAGUGUGACAAAAAAGUUCCAAAGCUUUCCUGUGAUCUUUCCACUGUGUCCCCACGCGUAUUAUUAUCUGGUCCUGCAGGAUCGGAAAUAUAUCAGGAGACUCUGGUAAAGGCACUUGCCAAAGAUAUCAGUGCUAGACUUCUAGUCAUUGAUUCACUUCUGUUGCCCGGUGUAAGCUUCUUUAAUGGCAGAGCUAAGGGGUCAACACCCAAAGAAGCUGACUCUGCGAAAGAAAGUACAAAGCCUGAAAGAACGUCAGUUUUCGCCAAACGAGCUGUCCAGGCUGCAUUUCAUCAUAAGAAACCAACUUCUAGUGUUGAGGCUGAUAUUACCGGUGGCUCCACAACAAGCUCUCAGGGUCUGCCAAAGCAGGAAACUUCUACUGCAUCAUCCAAAAUCUACACAUUUAAAGAAGGUGAUAGAGUAAAGUUUGUUGGGAUACCUUCUCUGCACAAUCCUCCAAGAGGACCGGCAGCUGGCUUUAGAGGCAAGGUAGUCCUUGCUUUUGAAGAAAAUGGAUCCUCAAAGAUUGGUGUUAGAUUUGAUAGAUCUAUUCCAGAAGGCAAUGACCUUGGUGGUCUCUGUGAGGAAGACCAUGGUUAUUUUUGUGCUGCUAAUUCACUUCGCUUGGAUGGACCUGGAGGUGAAGAUGUUGAUAGGCUUGCUAUUAAUGAACUCUUUGAGGUUGCUCUAAAUGAAAGUAAACAGGGUCCCUUGAUAUUGUUUUUGAAAGACAUAGAAAAGUCUCUGGUGGGGAAUCAAGAUGCAUACACUGCCUUAAGGAGUAAGUUUGAAAAUUUGCCCGAUAGAGUUACUGUAAUUGGUUCACAUACUCAAAUGGACAGUCGUAAGGAGAAGUCUCAACCUGGUGGCCUUUUAUUUACAAAGUUUGGAAGCAACCACACUGCUUUACUUGAUCUUGCAUUCCCGGAUAACUUUGGUCGACUGCAUGAUAGAAGUAAGGAAACUCCUAAAACUAUGAAGCAGCUGGGACGGCUUUUCCCUAACAAAGUGACAAUACAGCUGCCUCAGGAUGAAGCUUUGCUUUUGGACUGGAAGCAGCAGUUGGAGCAUGAUAUUGAAACUCUGAAAGCACAGGCCAACAUUGUUAGCAUUCGUUCGGUCCUCAGCCGAGUUGGUUUGUGUUGCCCUGACCUUGAGACACUGUGUAUUAAAGAUCAAGCCCUUACAACUGAAAGCGUAGAAAAAAUUGUUGGUUGGGCUCUAAGUUACCACUUUAUGCAUUGUUCUGAACCUUCUGUCAAAGAUGCUAAACUUGUGCUAUCUACUGACAGCUUUAAGUAUGGGUUGAGCAUUCUGCAGGGUAUACAAAGUGAAAGCAAAAGCUUGAAGAAAUCACUCAAGGAUGUGGUCACUGAGAAUGAAUUUGAGAAGAAACUUUUGGCCGAUGUUAUUCCUCCUAGUGACAUUGGAGUGACCUUUGAUGACAUUGGUGCAUUAGAGAAUGUUAAAGAUACCUUGAAGGAACUGGUGAUGCUUCCUCUUCAGAGGCCUGAAUUAUUUUGCAAAGGACAGCUGACUAAGCCUUGUAAAGGAAUUUUACUUUUUGGGCCUCCUGGAACUGGCAAAACAAUGCUUGCUAAGGCCGUUGCAACUGAGGCUGGUGCAAACUUUAUAAACAUUUCUAUGUCAAGCAUUACAUCAAAGUGGUUUGGUGAAGGAGAGAAGUAUGUCAAGGCAGUGUUCUCCCUAGCUAGUAAAAUUGCUCCUAGUGUUGUUUUUGUUGAUGAGGUGGAUAGCAUGCUAGGAAGACGUGAAAAUCCUGGAGAACACGAGGCAAUGCGUAAAAUGAAGAACGAGUUCAUGGUGAACUGGGAUGGUCUACGUACAAAGGAUAAAGAACGAGUAUUAGUGCUUGCUGCCACAAACAGGCCUUUUGACCUUGAUGAGGCUGUUAUUAGGAGGCUUCCUCGGAGAUUAAUGGUCAACUUGCCAGAUGCACCUAACAGAGACAAAAUUUUGAGGGUUAUCUUGGCCAAAGAGGAGUUGACACCUGAUGUUGAUUUGGAAGCAGUUGCAAAUAUGACAGACGGUUACUCUGGAAGCGAUCUAAAGAAUCUGUGUGUUACUGCAGCUCAUUGUCCCAUACGGGAAAUAUUGGAGAAAGAAAAGAAGGAGAGAGCUUUGGCUUUGGCUGACAACAGACCUUUACCUACACUGUAUAGCAGUUCUGACGUCCGUCCUCUGAAGAUGGAGGAUUUUAAAUAUGCACACGAACAGGUGUGUGCGAGUGUGUCAUCCGAGUCUACAAAUAUGAAUGAGCUACUCCAAUGGAAUGAUCUAUAUGGAGAAGGUGGAUCGAGAAAGAAGAAAUCUCUCAGCUAUUUCAUGUAAGAGGAAUCAUCUUUUUGUAUAGCAUUUCAUGCUUUCAAGUUUAUUCUUCAUCGCCUCAAUAGGUGGGCCGGUAUUUAUGGGAUUCCAUUGCAGGUCCUGUACCCCAUUGUAUUAUACAUAGGUUUUGAGUUAUUCUCUGUAGAAAUUUUACAAUAUUUUACCAUUAAAAUUUUAAUUUAAUUUAAUUUAUUUUAAA
Molecule: messenger RNA, 4185 nt
Organism: Hevea brasiliensis (rubber tree)
Lineage: Eukaryota; Viridiplantae; Streptophyta; Magnoliopsida; Malpighiales; Euphorbiaceae
Exons: 27
Coding region: 219-3989 (1256 amino acids)
Cellular component (GO): mitochondrial outer membrane
Molecular function (GO): protein binding; ATP binding; ATP hydrolysis activity
Source: RefSeq, a predicted model, not a curated record